GUCAGGAGAACUAGCCUGCAGUACUGCACUCUAACCACUGGGCCACUGCAGUUCUUUACCUUCAGGCGGUGCUUUCUUUCUGUUGUCAGGCCCUUGCAGCUGAUGUGAGGCUGAUGUGGGUCAUACAAGGCUUUUGUUCUUGAAGAAGCUUCAGAGAAUACACUUCCAUGGCUUCUGCUGCCUCUGAAAACCACGUAAAAGUAUAUAUCCCAUUAUCACUCAGUUUUUGGAAGCCUCGCAAGAGCAUACCCUCUUCUCAUGCGGCGUCUGCAGCUUCCAAAAAUUGCACAAGAAUGGGACUGUGCUUUCAAGAAUAGUUGUCAAGUGUUGGUGAAUGCAUGCCACCAAAAACAGUGUGUCAUAGAUUUGCCAUCACCUCUUUAUGUUUCCCAUUGCUUUGCCGUAGCAUACCUUUUACAUCCUAUCAGGCUCCAGCACUUUGCACCUGAAUCUCUUUUAUAUGUGAGAGAACACCUCCACCCCACCACUGCUUUGGGUCUCCUGCUUGUUCCAAAGCACCCCUUUCUAAGGAUUUGCACAACCCUAAAAUGUAUCCAAAUAAAUGUGUAUAUAGACAAUAAAAAUCACUUGAACGCGAUUAACUAAUCAUUUUACACAUUAGCUAUUGGAAAAUCCUCUGUGACAACCAGUAAAAACAAUCUUCUUUUUACCUAACCCGCAUGUCCCUUUGUUGAACUUUGAUGGAUGAUCCUAGGUUCUAAAAUUACUUGUCCUUUUUCUUAUUCUUAUUGAAGAAUGAUUGUAGCUGUUUUUCAUAUGAAUGUUGAGACAUGCAUAUUUCUGGAAACCUGAGCACAAAGUAUUUUGCUUGUAUUUUCUGUUCCAGCUUGAGCAAAUCUGCUAACCUAGUCUGUUCAUGCGACCUGAACUUGUAACUUGAGAAGCUUCUGUUUUUUUCAAUACCAUAAUUGUCUCAUUUAUGAAGAAACCUGUCCUGGAGUUCUAGAGACUUGGCCAAUUAUUACCAAAAACCCUUUAGCACACUCUUCAUAAAGGAAUUUCUACAUCCACUCAGUAUCUAUUAAUAGUUAAUCUGCUGUAAUAUAAAUCUGACCUCCAUAGCAAAGCAAGUAUUAAAGAGACUGGACUGGACAGAAGACUGACAUAAAAAGGGAGGAGAAAUUGUGGAUUUGCCCUGACAAAGAACUGGCUUGCUGAAACUUCAAGACCCAAAACUAUGCUGGUCCUCUCCUGUCCUUACAAACUGCGCUUAUUGGAGGGAAUGCUGAGGAAAAAUCUCCCUCAGGCAAUUGUGGUGCACGGAGCAGUCAUGAACAUAAAUCGGGGGAAUCCAGUUCAUCACGAGGUGAUUGUGGAUUCAUGGCCAGAGUUCAAAGUUGUCCUCACCAGACCAUCCAAAGAGAUUGUCACAGAUCCCUCAGACAUGUAUUCCAAUGUGUAUGGAGCAUUUUAUCAGGAUCUGGAUGCGUAUCGGAGGCUUGUAAAGGAUACGGAUGCUGUCAACUGGGACCACACCUUCCAUCUCUUUGGGACUCAAGAAGGGAUACCCGAAGCUACCGAGGAUGCAGCAGCUGCUAAACAAACAAAGUUAUCUGUAACUCCUCACUUCCUCUAUGUGCUUUCUCAUCCAAAUAAAUUGCCAACUGGUAGGGUAGAGCCCGGCUUCAGACUUUCCUCCUUGAAUAGUUCCAACGUUGAUCUGCUGAAUGAAACAUGGCCCUAUGGGCGCAAUGAACAAAGCCGCAGGUAUCUGGCCAAAAUGAUACAGCAUUUCCCUAGCAGUGCCAUUCUGAACCAGGAGGGACAACCUAUCAGCUGGACAUCAAUGGAUCUUUUUGGCACACAAGCGCACGGAUAUACCCUCCCAGCAUUCCGCGGGAAGGGAUAUUUAGCUAUAACAUCUAAGGCACUUUCUAUGCAGGCCUAUAAUGCUGGAUAUCCUUUAUAUGGCUUUGUUGUACUAAAAAAUAACACUAUGCAGAAUGUGUUGGAAAAGGGAGGGUAUCAGAAAGUAUCUGAGCUGAGCUACUUGUGCUUUAAUGACACCAGUUAGCAGAACAGAAUGAAGGACAGAAGCUAUUUUCCUUGAUUUAAUCAGAUUUUUGUCACCUGCUCCCUGAACUCUGAGAGAUACUUAAACACUACCUAUUGGAUAGCUAUAGGAUAUCAUCCAGAUGCCCUGUGGGGGGCGGGAUCAGGCUUAUGAAGAAUAUGUCUCUGAAAUUUCUUUGAUUGUCUUCAGCCAAUGUUUGUUUGUUGACCAGGCCUAUUCUUAAAUGUCUCAUUCUUUGACUUAAGAUAAUAUUUAGGAUUUGAAUUCUACCUCAACCCAAGUUCUCCACAGGCUUCCUAGAGCUGCUGGAGGCCUUUUCAGAUGAUGUCAACUGCUGGCCAGAUUCAGCUCUUCUUCCUCUUUGUACCUCUGAGGAGGCAGUCAAUGACAGCAUGUUAAAUGUGGUUGGCAAGCAAUGACAGUAUGUUAAAUGUGGUUGGCAGGCAUUUGACAAAUUAAGUGUAAUUUUCAAGCACAACCUCCCUGAAGAGAAAAAAUAAUAAUUAGCGUGUCUACUUGUUCUAAUAUAUGCCAGCAAAACAUGGACGCUAACCUCACAAUCUACAUAAGUGGCUCAAAGAGCCAUGGAAUGAUACAUGCUCGGCGUCACAGGACACUAUAGAAAGACCUGCAUGUGGAUCAGAAAACAAACAAUGCCAUAAAAAGAGUAAAAGAACUAAAAUGGAAAUGGGCUGGUCACAUAACAAGACGAACUGAUGGCAGGUGGACCAAAGCAAUCAUAUAAUUGAUCCUACUUGAUAAAAAGUAUCCACAAAAGAGACCUAAAAUCAGAUGGAGCAACAUCACCAAGUAUUUCAAGCCCAACUGGCAAAGAAAAGCUCCAGACCGUGUUGGUUGGAAGCAUGUGGAAGAGGCCUUUGUCUUGGAAUGGAUAGACAAUGGCUCUAAUGAUGACAAGAGUUGUUGCUUUUGAAUUGAUUCCUCUGCAAUUUACAAGUUGAACUAAUAUAAUAUUUCUUUUUUACACUAUGAAUGGAAAAAAUACUAACCGUAGACUAAACUCCCCUGCCAUAUCAGCAAUGUACAUGCAUUGAGGGACUAUGCUUAAGUCACCCUUCUCUAAUUGAAAAAUUGACAUUACAAGGAAUGAUCCACUCAAUCACAAUUGUUCCAAAUAAAAGGUUUUUUUUUUACCUUGAAACCUGUUUCAAAGGUUUUUCCGAUUCCCAAAAUAUAGUGAAAGGAUUGGUCAAAUCACCUAUAGUCUAAACAUAAUAUAUUCUGUAUAAAUAGAAUAUCUGAGAACCAAGGAAUGGAUCUUGGAUGCCUCAUAUUCUAAGAAGUGAUUCAUUAGCAGAUAUGAUUACUCAUUAUUAUACAUUGCUAUUCAAAAUACCUUUCUAUCUUUCUGAAUUAUUAUUCAGCCACCCACACUUGUGAAAAACAU
Molecule: messenger RNA, 3443 nt
Organism: Thamnophis elegans (Western terrestrial garter snake)
Lineage: Eukaryota; Metazoa; Chordata; Lepidosauria; Squamata; Natricidae
Product: glycine N-acyltransferase-like protein 3
Exons: 6
Coding region: 1199-2035 (278 amino acids)
Cellular component (GO): mitochondrion
Molecular function (GO): glycine N-acyltransferase activity
Source: RefSeq, a predicted model, not a curated record